Molecule: messenger RNA, 1422 nt
Organism: Linum tenue
Lineage: Eukaryota; Viridiplantae; Streptophyta; Magnoliopsida; Malpighiales; Linaceae
Source: the annotation of a GenBank genome assembly
AUGGGAGCUAUGGAGGUGAGGGAUUUGGAUCACGACUGCUUCUUGGUCAAAUUGGAUAAUGAACAGGACUAUUUUAAAGCCCUCGCUGAUGGUCCCUGGAUAAUUUUUGAUCACUACCUUCUGGUGCAACAAUGGACUCCGCAGUUUAAAGCCUCCGACCCGCUUCCACAGAAGAUGAUUGUUUGGGUUCAGCUGCCGGCACUGAAGAUUCAUCUUUAUCAUAAAGAAAUCCUGAUUACUUUGGGGAACCUGAUUGGGCGCACUAUCAAGCUCUACUACCAUACCCUCAAUCAACAAAGAGCCAAAUUUGCCAGGAUAGCAGUGGAGGUCGACAUGUCAAAGCCGCUGGUACCAAGAAUUUUUUUGGAUGAUCAAUGGCAGAAAGUGGAAUACGAGAACCUCCCCUUGGUUUGCUUCGAAUGCGGAAAGAUUGGUCACACUGGAACUCAGUGUCCACUUCGCCCCAGACCGACGGGAGAUGAACGUGCUCUGGUGGUCGGCGAUCCUUUACAGACGACACGGUCGGCGGCGACGGCGCAAGAGCCUCAGGCUGGGUUCGGACCCUGGAUGCUAGUUACCAAAAAGAGUAGGCGGAAUUCACGGGAGACUCAGAAGAAAGGGAAAGGGGAUACUGACUUUGGAAUGAAUCCGCAAGGUUCGUGGGCCAAGAAUGGUAAGGGUGGUUCGAAACAAAAGGAAAGCGAAGAAGUAAUUCAUAACCAACGGUCUCCUACGCAAGAAAGGAAAGGCUCCAAUAAUGCAAAGAAAGGAGGGGAGGAUUCUAGGAAAGGAAAAGGAAAAAUGAAUGUUGACAUCCAGGAGACGGCCAAAGGCCUUCUAGGGCCACGACCAAGUAAGUCGGUGGGUCUCUCUUUGGGCCCAAGGCCCACGGGGGAAGCCUCCUCCUCCACGGCUUUAGUCAAAGCUUUGGAUAGUCCGGGGAUAACAAAUUCUGUUGGGCCAGAGCCUAGUGGGCCGAAACACUUAAGCGACGGAAACUCAGGGCCAACUUCGAUGAUCCCAACCCAGUCCGUUACAGGCACAAAUGGAACGAAUAUGCAGAUACUCUUACUUCCUUCUCCGGCGGUUUCAAAGACGACAUCUCACAAGGAGCCGACGGCGGGGUUGGCGACCAAAAGCAAACAGAAUAAGAUUUCCAAGAACGCCCAUAAGAGAUCCUCGCCUCUUAAAGUCAAUCCGGCCAAGUCCCUCAAGAUUUGGACUCCAGUUAAGGAUCGUAAAGCCAAAGCCAAAGCGGGACUAGCGACGCUUACUUUACAAGAGAUUAGCGCUUGGACGGAGGUUGCGUCGAACACGAAGGAGAAGAAUCAGGUCCGGAGCAAGGAUGGUGUGCUGCCAAUGGAAGAGGUGGCCGAUCCCUUGCUUGGAGCCCCCUCGGCAGAACAACCCACUCACAUUUGA